CGUGAGGUACGGUCGGAGCAUCUCUCACACCAGCCGGUGCUUCUUCCAAGGGCGGAGUGGUGCAGGAGUGAACAGGGGAGUACUGCAGUAGCUGACGGUCGGCGCGGAGGAACACCGACAGCUCAAAUAGCUGGGUACUGCGGCUCCUUAGUUCUACCGGCGUUUGCGCAACCGGCACAGAGCAGAGAGGUGCAUCGUGAGGGAUGCGCUGCCCGUCUCCUCUAUAAUUUACUUUACCAAACCUAGUUCAUUUUGUAAAUGAAAACAAACGUAAACCUUCGGAGGUUUUCAAAGAUUCACUUUUUCUUUUUGUAAUUUAGCGCUUUUUUUGUAUCCUAAUUCUGACACGGGCGCGCACUCGAUUUUGCCGCCGUCGUGCGAGUGGAACAUCAUCUUCUCUGCGUCUCUUCACCUGAACAGGACGUGCUGACUACGCAACCAUGGGGUACGGGCGCUCGGACAGCUACCGCGUGGCCACCACGCAGGACAAGGAUGGCAAGGGCUCCCCUAAGAAGAAGGGAGAGAGAGACAUGGAUGAACUCAAGAAGGAAGUCGCUGUGACAGAACACAAGAUGUCUGUGGAAGAAUGUUGCCGGAAACACAACACAGACAUUGUGCAGGGGCUGACCAAUGCCAAGGCGGCGGAGUUCCUGCUGCGUGACGGGCCCAACGCGCUGACCCCGCCCCCGACCACGCCCGAGUGGGUGAAGUUCUGCCGUAAUCUGUUCGGCGGGUUCUCCCUCCUCCUGUGGCUCGGGGCCAUGCUGUGCUUCGUGGCCUACAUCAUCCAGGCCAUCACCGAGGACGAGCCCGCAGGAGACAACUUGUAUCUGGGUAUCGUGCUCUCAGUUGUGGUCAUCAUCACCGGCUGCUUCUCCUACUUCCAGGAGGCCAAGAGCUCCAAGAUCAUGGAAUCCUUCAAGAACAUGGUGCCCCAGCAAGCACUGGUGAUCCGCGAGGGAGAGAAGAUGCAGAUUGACGCUGUAGAGGUCGUGGCUGGAGACCUGGUUGAGAUCAAAGGAGGAGACCGCAUCCCUGCUGACCUCAGGGUCGUCUCUGCUCACGGCUGCAAGGUGGACAACUCCUCUCUGACCGGCGAAUCAGAGCCUCAGAGCCGGUCACCUGACUGCACUAGUGACAACCCUCUGGAGACCAAAAACAUUGUCUUCUUCUCCACCAACUGCGUUGAAGGUACGGCGCGUGGCAUUGUGAUCUUCACCGGCGACCGCACCGUCAUGGGCCGCAUCGCCACCCUGGCUUCGGGGCUGGACACCGGCAAGACCCCCAUCGCCAAGGAGAUCGAGCACUUCAUCCACAUCAUCACCGGCGUGGCCGUCUUCCUGGGCCUCUCCUUCUUCAUCCUAUCCAUCAUCCUCGGCUACUCCUGGCUGGAGGCCGUCAUCUUCCUCAUCGGCAUCAUCGUGGCCAACGUGCCCGAGGGACUGCUCGCCACCGUCACUGUGUGUCUGACCCUGACCGCUAAGCGAAUGGCCAAGAAGAACUGCCUGGUCAAGAACCUGGAGGCCGUCGAGACCCUGGGCUCCACCUCCACCAUCUGCUCCGACAAGACCGGAACCCUGACGCAGAACCGCAUGACCGUCGCCCACAUGUGGUUCGACAACCAGAUCCAUGAGGCUGACACCACUGAGGACCAGUCCGGUGCAUCCUUUGAUAAGAGUUCUGCGACGUGGAUCGCUCUGGCCCGUAUCGCGGCGCUGUGCAACCGGGCCGUGUUCAAGGCGGGCCAGGACCAGUUCCCCAUCCUGAAGCGGGACGUGGCGGGCGACGCGUCCGAGUCUGCGCUGCUCAAGUGCAUCGAGCUCUGCUGCGGCUCCGUCCGGGCCAUGAGGGACAGGAAUAAGAAGGUGGCCGAGAUCCCAUUCAACUCUACCAACAAGUACCAGCUGUCUAUUCAUGACACAGAGGACCCCAACGACAACCGCUACCUGCUGGUGAUGAAGGGGGCGCCAGAGCGGAUCCUGGACCGAUGCUCCACCAUCCUGCUCCAGGGCAAAGAGCAGCCCAUGGACGAAGAGCUGAAGGAGGCCUUCCAGAGCGCAUACAUGGAACUGGGAGGACUGGGAGAGAGAGUGCUGGGUUUCUGUCAUCUGCUCAUGCCUGAGGACCAGUACCCCAAAGGCUUUGCGUUCGACUGUGACGACGUGAACUUCACCACAGACAACAUGUGCUUCGUGGGUCUGAUGUCCAUGAUUGACCCGCCCCGUGCCGCCGUGCCCGACGCCGUUGGCAAGUGCCGCUCCGCCGGCAUCAAGGUCAUCAUGGUCACCGGAGAUCACCCAAUCACAGCCAAGGCCAUCGCCAAGGGCGUCGGCAUCAUCUCCGAGGGCAACGAGACUGUAGAGGACAUCGCUGCCCGCCUCAAUAUCCCCGUUAGUCAAGUCAACCCCAGGGAUGCCAAGGCGUGCGUGAUCCACGGCACAGACCUGAAGGACAUGGCUGGAGAUCAUAUUGACGACAUCCUGAGGAACCAUACUGAAAUCGUGUUCGCCAGAACCUCCCCACAGCAGAAACUCAUCAUCGUAGAGGGCUGUCAGAGAGGGGGUGCUAUUGUGGCUGUGACUGGAGAUGGUGUCAACGACUCUCCCGCUCUGAAGAAGGCUGAUAUCGGGGUCGCCAUGGGGAUCUCCGGCUCAGAUGUGUCCAAACAGGCCGCAGACAUGAUCCUGCUCGACGACAACUUCGCCUCCAUCGUCACCGGAGUGGAGGAAGGCCGUCUGAUCUUUGAUAACCUGAAGAAGUCCAUCGCCUACACCCUGACCAGCAACAUCCCAGAGAUCACUCCCUUCCUCUUCUUCAUCUGCGCCAGCAUCCCCCUGCCUCUGGGUACCAUCACCAUCCUCUGCAUCGACCUGGGCACAGACAUGGUUCCUGCCAUCUCUCUGGCCUAUGAGACUGCUGAGAGCGACAUCAUGAAGAGGCAGCCCAGGAACCCCGCAAGAGACAAGCUGGUCAAUGAAAGACUCAUCAGUAUCGCCUACGGACAGAUCGGUAUGAUCCAGGCUCUCGGUGGCUUCUUCGCGUACUUUGUGAUCCUGGCAGAGAAUGGCUUCCUGCCGUCCAUGCUGAUUGGCACCCGGCUGUCCUGGGACGACCGCACCGUCAACGACCUGGAGGACAGCUACGGCCAGCAGUGGACAUACGAGCAGCGUAAGAUCGUGGAGUAUACCUGCCACACAGCCUUCUUCGUCAGCAUCGUGGUGGUGCAGUGGGCCGAUCUGAUCGUCUGCAAGACCAGGAGGAACUCCGUCUUCCAGCAGGGCAUGAGGAAUAAGAUCCUAAUCUUCGGCCUAUUCGAGGAGACCGCCCUGGCAGCGUUCCUGUCCUACACCCCUGGCAUGGACGUGGCCCUCAGGAUGUAUCCACUCAAGCCCAGCUGGUGGUUCUGUGCAUUCCCCUACAGUUUACUCAUCUUUGUUUACGAUGAGAUCCGAAAACUCAUCCUGCGCAGGAACCCUGGAGGCUGGGUGGAGAAGGAGACAUACUAUUGAUCAAGCAAUUACUUCUGUACUCCCCCCCCCCCCCACCAAACCAAACACACCCCCACCUC
Clupea harengus (Atlantic herring) is the source of this 3568-nucleotide messenger RNA. RefSeq names its product ATPase Na+/K+ transporting subunit alpha 3b (gene atp1a3b). The coding region runs from base 441 to 3509 and encodes 1022 amino acids. The transcript has 21 exons. The record is from RefSeq and is a predicted model, not a curated record. Gene Ontology annotation, cellular component: plasma membrane. Gene Ontology annotation, biological process: potassium ion import across plasma membrane; intracellular potassium ion homeostasis; sodium ion export across plasma membrane. Gene Ontology annotation, molecular function: P-type sodium:potassium-exchanging transporter activity. NCBI's taxonomy places the organism in Eukaryota, Metazoa, Chordata, Actinopteri, Clupeiformes, Clupeidae.